This is a messenger RNA of Brassica napus (rape), 1233 nucleotides long. RefSeq names its product laccase-2-like. Gene Ontology annotation, molecular function: oxidoreductase activity; copper ion binding. The coding region runs from base 1 to 1233 and encodes 410 amino acids. NCBI's taxonomy places the organism in Eukaryota, Viridiplantae, Streptophyta, Magnoliopsida, Brassicales, Brassicaceae. The transcript has 3 exons. The record is from RefSeq and is a predicted model, not a curated record.
AUGGAUUUAACCCAUCCACAAAGCCCAUCGAACAAAGGGCCCAGUCCAGCAAACCGAGUCGACAUCGGCGCAGAAGCCGAUUCUCGAGAGAUCGACUCGACAGGGAGCGCUGAUAGUCGAAGCAGAGAGCAAGCGGAGCGAGUUGUGAAACCUGGAAAGACAUAUCUACUACGACUGAUCAAUGCUGCACUCGAUGAUGAACUCUUCUUUACCAUAGCCAAUCACACAUUGACAGUGGUCGAAGCUGACGCUAGCUACGUUAAACCAUUCCAAACCAACAUUGUUCUUCUCGGUCCGGGACAAACCACCAACGUUCUACUCAAAACCAAACCUAUUUACCCAAAUGCAACCUUCUACAUGCUAGCAAGACCUUACUUCACGGGCCAAGGAACAAUCGAUAAUACAACCGUCGCAGGGAUUCUCAAAUACCAUCACAAACCUACUUCAAACCAUUUUAACUCUUCUAAAAACCUUCCUGUUAUUAAUCCUUCUCUACCUCCUAUCAACAGUACGAGCUAUGCAGCGAACUUUACAAAAAUGUUUAGAAGUUUGGCAAAUUCUAGAUUCCCGGCAAACGUUCCAAAAAUCGUGGAUAAGAAGUUUUUCUUUACGGUCGGUUUAGGAACCAACCCUUGUCCUAAAAACCAGACCUGUCAAGGACCAACUAAUACCACAAAAUUUGCAGCAGCUAUCAACAAUGUGACUUUCAUCUUACCAAACACUACUUCUUUAUUACAAUCAUACUUCUCUGGCAUGUCUAAGAAAGUUUUCACAACCAAUUUCCCAAGUGCCCCUGUUUUCCCAUUUAAUUACACGGGCGUGCCACCAAACAACACAAUGGUCUCAGGAGGGACCAAAGUCGUGGUCUUGAAGUACAACACAACUGUCGAAUUGGUCUUGCAGGGCACUAGCAUCUUGGGAAUCGAGGCACACCCUAUUCAUCUUCAUGGCUACAACUUUUAUGUGGUAGGUCAAGGCUUCGGUAAUUUUGACCCGACCCGUGACCCAAAACAGUAUAACCUAGUUGACCCGGUUGAACGAAACACUAUUAAUGUCCCUUCCGGUGGUUGGGUUGCCAUCCGAUUCCUCGCUGAUAACCCUGGUGUGUGGUUUAUGCAUUGCCACAUUGAGAUUCAUUUGAGUUGGGGUUUGACCAUGGCUUGGGUGGUUCUGGAUGGAGACCUUCCAAACCAGAAGCUCCCUCCUCCUCCCUCGGAUUUCCCUACAUGUUGA